CUCUUAAUUUUUUGUUCAAGGAAAAUGGUCGUUUUGCGGUUUUACCUUUCCUUCAAUUCUAGUGAAUUAUAACUUAAAAUUUUAAAAUUACCUGUGAAAAUGACAGAAAAAGAGAUCGCAAUUGAGGAAUUAGAUGAUUCGAUGAAACAAACCAACGAGCAGUUGGACCUAAUGGAGUGGAACCUGGAUGGAGGUGGGAAGGAACUGGUAGCUCCAGUUGACCGCCAGGAUGUCUGCCUUGUUAACUUACUUAAAUCGGUGUCAGAGGUGCGUUCCGACUAUCAGCAGUUGCGUCGCGAACUGAUCGAAGUGCAAGCUCUGCAGCGGGAGCUCUCGACGCGGCUGCGCACGCAGUUGCGACUUGUUCACGGCAAGUUUGCGCGGCUGCGACAAAGAAUCGCAGCCGCGUCGCCGCCGCGUUAGACGCACUAUAACCCACUGCCCUUACUAGUCAUCGUCUUUUGGAGAUAUUUAACUAUAAAUUUACAGAGGCUUCCUUGAAUAUUGAAGUGUAGUAACGUUCAAACGUAGCGUUGAAACGUCUACUAGAAAACGCUACGUGUAUAACGCUCGUACGCCCGUGAAAUAGCUGUCAAUUAUUCCCUUCUCUUCCGAUUCCUAUUAAUUUUACUAGAUUACAUUAUAAAAUUAGUGCCAACGUAAUUAAAUAAAUAUUCAAUGCACUAUUAGCAAUAAUAAUUAAUCACUAGCAUAGUAUUAUUGAUCUCAGCUACUGAGAAUUAACUAUUUGAUAUUUAAAAUAUUUUUAAGAGGGGAUAACAACAGUAUGAUGGUAUGCGGUGUGGAAAUAUUUUUGUAUAACUUAUGAAUUGUUUUAUUUGUUAAGCUAGUCUUUUUUGAAACCGGUGCACACGAUUGUAAAUUUAUCUAAACCGUUUCGUAUGUGCUAACCCUAAUGUUAAUUUAAAUUAUGAAUUAAUAUGCGAGGUAUGUGUUGAUGUCUGAAUUAAUGAAAGAAUGUCGGUGCUAUGUAAUUGAGUGAAGCAAGGUACAGAUAUCUCAGGUCUGAAAGUCCUAUUCUAAUUGUAAAUUACAUCAUUGAUUUUAUAAUUGUACUAUUGUAAUAAUAAAUUUCAGAAAAACUUUGGCUGUAACACGUUUGAGCGUGUAAUUAAAAAGUUAAAAGACAUCGAAUAUAGGAUGAGAAUGGUAGAUAUGUGUCGGAUUAUAACAAUGUUGGGCUUAGUACGAAUGAAUAGACCGUAGCCCUUCGUCUGUACCUUAACACGUUUAUCGUGGCUAGUACUCUUAAGAUUUAGAACAAAUUUACAUUAAAAAAGAGUCUUAGAAUUUAAACGUUGCAUUUAUUUUUUCGCCUUUUACAUUUAGGAAAAUUGUAAUAUGUGUCAUUACACUUAGCGUUGUUACAUAUCGAAUAUUUGCAUGCUUCUACAAUCUACGUAUUAUCUGUGCACGGGGCGAGCGGACAUGUCAUAAUCAAACCAUUAAAUCUUCAAAAAAAAAAGUGUCAAGUUAUGGCGCGAAAAUUUUGUUUGACUUGAUUGCGUAUUCUUUACGUUAUUUCUAUGUGUUUUGUGUUUAUUAUGAUUUUAAUGUGAUUAAGACGUCAUUAAAUUAUUUAUAUUAAACAACAUAGUUUUACGAGUGAGUGAACAAAUUGAUUUGGAAGGCAAUUGAAGUUACAGUAUUGUCAUACUAUCUUAAUAUUAAAAAAUUAACUGAAAUUAUUCGUAGAAAAUGGCCUAUAAAAUGACGUGUUUUAUCGCCUUCCAUGUUUUUUCGGUCCUUCAUUUCUCUCUUUAUUUGUAUAAAAGAGGGGCAUUAUUGUACCACAAUUAAGUAUCGCUCGAAAAUGACCGCUCGCCCAUAUAAAUCUCACUGUAGUUGUAAGAGAAACACAUGUCUGAAACUAUGUAUAAGUCUUAAAUUAUCGUAUACCUUUAGAAUAGAUCGUAAUGUUUAGAUAAAAUUUUCAAAUUUCUUUGAACACUGUGUUAUUUAUCUUUUGUUGUUAUAUUGUUGAAUUAUAUAUAUUAAAAGAUAUUGAGCUAAGACCACGCUAGAUGGAGCAUUUUCACAAAACCUAGUGUUUUAUGUUAUAUAAUAUUUAUUUUGUCUUGGAACAGGAAGAAAUAAUGGACGUAUCGUAUUAAUAUAAUAUUUCUCUAGUCUGGUGUUUGCCCAGUAUCAUUUAAAAUCUGGUCAUAUAUGUCUUUUGAUGAAAAGUUAUAUGUAUGUAUUAGUAGGUAUUAUCCUAAAAUUCGUUGUAUCCAAUAAUAACUUAAAAAACACAUUCUGCACGUCGUAUGAUAAUAAUGAUACAUUUGAAUGAAUUCUUUAAGAAAUAACUUUAUGAAUUCACAUCGUCCACAUUUGUAGCGCACAGAUGAUUAAAAUUACAUUAAAAUAGUUUAACUAUAGAAAAUCUCGAUCAUUAAUAACAACUGGAUACACAAGAAGCGAUACAAAAUGUUCCGACCAAAAGUCCACGCAGGGUGGAGGUUUGGUGUAUUCUAAAUCCGACUUUGACUCGUCCAAAUAAGGUUGAAUUUAUUAUUGUGUACAUUGACCAACUCGAUUAUAUUGUGCAAAAUUAUUGCUUUUAGAAGAAAAAACAGCAGUCAUGCUAAUAAGUUGUAACAUUUGUGCCGAUUAGAAUUUUCCUAAACACAUAAAGGACAGUUUAAAAUCGUUUUUGAUAGGAUUGUGUAUUUAGUUAUCUUUAAUGAUCGAAAAUAGAUAGAAAAAGUAUGAUAAUAGACAUUAUCAAUAUUAAAGUGCCAAAUAUGAAUCUACUAAGUUUUUCUCGAAUGACGUGAACAUAAUUUUUCAUAUUCUUUAAUUACAAAUUUUUAUCAAUCCUAUUAUUAUUCACUAAUUUUAUUUUGAAAGUGCUUUACUGGGAUGCUUUUGUGAUCAUUUAACUAUUUAAUCUUAUGAUAUGAGGCGGCCGACUACCAAAAAUUUAAUUUAGCAGAUUCUGUGACGGUUUAAAGUCAAAUUGUCUUCUUAUACUUUUCACAUGCUAGGGUAACAACUAUCAAUUCAUUAUUAUUUGGUGUUGUAUGUGUGUGCUGUACAUUGAAAACUUUUCGGCGUACGUCACUUGUAUAGUAGGUUAACAAAAUAGUCGUCAAUGCUUUUAUAUUACAAAGAGGCUAGGCUACGUCAGCGUUACUUGUAGGUCUGCAGUUGGUCGCCUUAUAUAAAUUACGAUUGUAAUAUAAAUCCAAUUUACAACUUCGAUGUCCAAUUUCGACAAUAUUUUAUUAUUCCUAUUUUUAGUAGUUUAUUUCCUAAAACUAGGGAUUUCGUUUAACUGUAAUUAUUAUAUUGUGUCUGAGACAUUUACAACCCAUGUUUAGAUCGAUUUUUUUAAUAAAUAAUAUUUUAUGGUU
Messenger RNA from Zerene cesonia (dogface butterfly), 3380 nucleotides. RefSeq lists its product as uncharacterized. Lineage: Eukaryota; Metazoa; Arthropoda; Insecta; Lepidoptera; Pieridae. The transcript is spliced from 3 exons. Bases 100 to 423 code for a protein of 107 amino acids. The record is from RefSeq and is a predicted model, not a curated record.